AUGGCUGUCUGCUUUAUGGUGGAUGAACUUCACGUUCUUAAGAAGAGGAUUAGAACACUCAGUGAAUCCUCCAGGAGCGAUGGAUCCAUAUCUCACACAGACCAAUCUGAAUUUUCACCUCAGGAAGACACUAUUUUAUCAAAUUCACCACCACAACCAGUCAGAUCUAGAAAACAAAAUAUAAGAGAGCUUCGUGAAGAGUUUGAAGAUUAUCCUGAAUUGUAUGGUAUACGUAGAUCUGCACGAAGUCGCAAAGAACCAUUACGUUUCAAAGCAUCAGAGAAAGAUACACCUGAUGCACUUUUUCGAGAAAAGAGAAGAAGUCGUUUUCCUAGCAGUUCAGAUAGUAAUAAUGUAACAGAUAGUGAAACAGACGAUUGGAAUGAUAAUAUAUCAACAAGACAUCGUACUGUAAGAACGCGAGGAAAUCGUGUCAAUUACAAAAGUGCUUUCGUAGAUGACAGCUUUGAUGAAUCUAACGAUGAACCAUCGGAACGAUCUAGUUCGAGUAUAUUUAAAUCAAUCAAUCAACGAACUUCAUAUGGCACUGUACCAAUACUAAAUCAACAAACGUGUUUCCAAAAGCCAAGAGGUCCUUUGGUCCGAAAACCUUAUGCACCAGUCUUGGCAAGCAGAAAUUCCAAGUCGUUCAUAAAAUCAGAAGAUGACAAUAAUCUGGACCGAAUUGGCGUAAAUGAACAAUAUUCAGAGGAGGAUGAAGAUGGUGUAAGUGGUGAAGUUAACCGGGAAAUUGAAUGGGGAGUUGAUGAUGAAGAAGUGGAUGUUAUUGAAGAGAUAUUAACUCAUGCUAUUCGACGUAAAGGUGCCACUGGUAAUCCUACCACUCUGUAUAAUACACAAUUGGAAAAAGAUUUAAAUGCUGGUUUUAAUCCUAAACAAGAGGAUGGUGAAUUACAAUUUCUCAUUAAAUGGCGUAAUUGGAGUCAUAUUCAUUCAACAUGGGAAACUGAAUCUUCAUUACGUAAUCCAGAUCGAGGUGCACCAGUUGCUGGUAUGAAAAAAUUCCAUGCAUAUCAAGCAAUUAUGCGAGAAAAAAGUGAACGUUUACAAUAUGUUGAAAGGGAAGAACUAGAAACUGUGGCUUAUGAAGAAGAACGUGAUGAACAAUUAUUACAAGAUAAAAUGAAUGUUGAACGUAUAGUCGCCCAUAGCCGUGAUCCAGAAACAAACACUUUUGAUUAUCUCAUUAAAUGGUUCCGUUUGGAUUAUCGAUUUUGCACUUGGGAGUCGGGGAAGGUUAUACAUUUACUCUAUGAAUCAGCAGUUCAAGCUUAUGAAACUCGUUGUAAUUCUACUACACUGCCUAAUCGAAAAUGUGAAGUGCUUUAUACACGACCAAAAUUUCUACCGCUAAUGGAACAACCUUCAUACCUUGGGCGCUCAAAGGAACUUCGUUACGUGAUUAUCAACUUGAAGGUAUAUGGACCUUUUCUUAUUGUUGUUCCUUUGAGCACUAUAUCAAGCUGGCAAAAAGAACUGCAAACUUGGGCACCAGAAAUGAACACUAUAAUAUAUACUGGUGAUCAUGUAUCACGACAAUUGAUUAGAGAGCAUGAAUGGUCAACUGGAGCUUCUAACAACAGACGUCAUCAAUCAUUAAAAUUCAAUGUUUGUGUAACUACUUACGAAAUUUUAUUGAAGGAUAAAGGUUGGCUUAGUCAAGUAAAUUGGGCCUUUUUAGGAGUUGAUGAAGCUCAUCGUUUGAAAAAUGAUUCAAGUCAAUUGUAUAAAACUUUAAAAACAUUUGAAACAAAUACUCGUCUAUUGGUUACAGGAACACCUUUACAAAAUACUAUGAAAGAAUUAUGGGCACUAUUACAUUUUAUUAUGCCGGAUUGUUUUCCAGAUUGGGAAGAAUUUGAACAGACUUACAGUGUUUCUCCUGAUGAUCCAGCUAAUAAAAUGAAUAAUGAAGCAUUUCAUAAUCUUCAUAAAACAUUAAAACCUUUUCUACUUAGACGAGUGAAAAAAGAUGUAGAAAGUUCAUUACCAGAAAAAAUUGAACAAAUUUUGCGAGUUGAUAUGACUAAAGAACAAGCAAAUAUAUAUAGAUUAAUUUUAGCCCGUAAUUAUGAUGGAUUAUUAAAAGUAACACGUGGUCAUAAAGCUUCUUUUAUUAAUAUUGUUAUGGAAUUAAAAAAAUGCUGUAAUCAUGCUCAUUUAAUUGCACCUCCAUCUGAAGUUGAUCAACAAUAUUUAACCAAAGAAGAUCGAUUAAGAUUAUUUUUAAAAGGUAGUGGUAAAGGUACCUUAUUAGAUAAAUUAUUACAACGUCUUAAAUCAAAGGGGCAUCGAGUUCUUAUCUUUAGUCAAAUGGUUCGUAUGUUAGAUCUUAUAGCUGAUUAUUUAAGUUUACGUGGUUGGGGUUUCCAACGUCUUGAUGGGUCAAUAAGAGGUGAAGUACGUAAACAGGCACUAGAUCAUUUUAAUUGUGAAGGUUCAACUGAUUUCUGUUUUUUAUUAUCUACACGUGCCGGUGGUCUUGGUAUUAACUUAGCAACAGCUGAUACUGUCAUCAUAUUUGAUUCUGACUGGAAUCCACAAAAUGAUUUACAAGCUCAAGCACGUGCACAUCGUAUAGGUCAAACUAAACAAGUAUCAGUGUAUCGUUUUGUUACUCGUGAAUCUGUGGAAGAAAAGAUAAUUGAAAGUGCUACACGAAAAAUGGUUUUGGAUCAUUUGGUUAUUCAAAGAAUGGAUUCAGCUGGUAUUCGUAGUGGUCGACGUGGCGAUACAGCUAAAGGUCAUUUACUUACUGAAAUUCUUCGUUACGGUGCAGAAGGAUUAUUUAAACAAGCAGACGAAGAUGCUACAGAAUUGGAAGUUGAUAUUGAUGAUAUUCUCAAUCGAGCAGAAACACGAGAUACAGAAGCUACAGUAGAGUCCAAUCCAGCUAACGCUUUGCUUUCUUCAUUCAAAGUUGUUAACCUCGACGCAUUGGAAGAAGAUACUGAUAUUAAAAAUGGAAAUGACUCAUUAAAUUCUUCAAUAAAUGCAGGUUGUGAAAAAACAUGGGAUCAAAUUAUUCCCAGUGAGUUUCGGGGACAAGUGAAAGCAGAGCAAGACAGAAAAACUCUAGUUGAACUUGAGUUGGGUCCACGACGUAGGCGUCCUGUCAAAACGUUCCAAGCAGGACUAAAUUCCAACCAGUCUUCUUCUGAAACAUCGGAGACUGAAGAAAAUGACAAAGUUCUCCCAACCCAACUUACAGAAAAAGAAAUUCGCGCUUUGGUUCGUGCGAUUAGACAUUUUGCACGCCCUCUAGAACGUAUUGAUGCAAUAGCAGCUGAUGCUGAGCUUCCCGAUCAUUCUGAGUCUGAACUUCGUGAGGUAGUAGAUGCUGUUCUAAAAGGUUGUCGAACAGCCAUGGAAGCGGCCUCCAUCAAUUCAAAUGAAGAGUCCCAGAAACAAGCGACUGGUGGUAAAGGACCUGUUUUUCAAUACGGUCGCGUUAGUGUGGCUGCAAGACCUUUAUUACAAAGUCUAGAAUAUCUAGAAACCCUUCACUUGUGUCUACCUUCUACCAGUAAAGAAGCACGUAUGUCGUAUGAAUUGCCGUUUUCUCCGAAACUAGUUGCUUGGUCAUGCAAUUGGGACAAUACUGAUGAUGUUCGACUUUUAGCAGGAGUUUACGAGCAUGGAUAUGACAAUUGGGAAACAAUCAAACUAGAUGCUGACUUAGAACGUCCACAAGCCAAUCAUUUACGAUCACGUGUGGAUUAUCUUUUAAAAAUGUUAGCUAAAUGCCAUUCAUCAGUCAGUAAAAAUACUGAGCAACAGAUGGUUACUAAAAAAAGAAGAAAGGACGACAGAGAGUCAAACAAAUCAAAUCAAAAAGCUAAAACAAUCACUUCAAAAGCCAAUGUAAAACAUACUAAUAAGCAAAUGUCUACCCCAAUAAAUUCAAUGCCUAAAUCAGCAGAAUUUGUAGAAACUGACGAUUCAUCAUCAGAAUCAGACUGUAAUAAAAAUAAUGAUGACAAGCAAGAGGAAAAUGAUAUUGAUAAUGAUAACACAUCAAAUCAACUGUUAAAAAACACUAAACAAUCUAGAAAAAGUACAAAUAAAUCAAAAAUUAAAUCUGAGAAAAAAGAUAAAUAUAUUUCAGAAUUAAAACCACCUACACUUCAACCUUUAUCAUCUAAUCAUCAAGAAAAUUUAUCUAAUGUACCUACAAUGUUGUUUACAAAAAAGGAAGAAGAUGAAUUUCGUAAUAUGCAAGGUCCAAUUUUUGUAAAAUGUAAAAAGAAAUUUGUACCGAUUAAGAAGCAUUUCAAAGAGUUGGAAGAUCUUGAACGAACUGAUGAACAAAAUCCAGUAAAACUGGCUAAUGUCGUUUUACAAAUUGGCGAUCAUAUUCAUUCCAUUGUAGAUGUAUAUCCCGAUAAAGAGAAACGUCAUGCAUGGAAAAAUUAUCUAUGGGAGUUUGUACAUAUCUUUUCAAAGAAUUCCACUGAAGAACUUCGACAUAUCUACAGACAUGCUGUGAAACGUCGAUUAAAAGAACAAAGAAAAAAAACAAACGAUGCCGAUUUCAAUUUUUCGCCAAAACAUCAUAAAAAUUCAUUACGUAACAGCAAUAGUAGUAUAGAUUAUUCUGAAACGACAUCAAAUCGUCAUUCUUCAAAUCGUGACUACUAUAGUAAUAAUAAUGAUAACAAUACUGGCAACGCUGCAUUAUUUCGACGAUAUCAUACAAAUAGAUUAUCGUCACAUGACCGAAAUGAUCGUCAUGAACAGCAUAGUGGGUACAGUCAUGGUGGACAGAAUAAAUAUUAUAAUAAUAGUGAUAAUGAUUGGCCUUCUUCCAUUACAAGUUCACAUAAAGAAUUCAAUCGAGAUAGGAACAACAAUAGUUCACGUUUUGAUAACGCUUUUAAUCGUCCACCGGGUCAAUCGAAUAUAAAACAUCACAAAGAUAGUGGAAGUUUUACUUCACAAAUGUAUUCACCUCGUGUCCCAUGUAGUCAUUAUCAUCAACAACAACAGCAUAAUUCCAGUAGUUAUUCUUCUGUUCAUCAACCUUGGACUAAUUAUUCAUCAUCAGACGAUAUGAUAAAUAGUUCUCCUAAAAUGGAAACAUACAAAUUUACCUCACAUUAUCCACCUGUGUUAUCAUCAUCAACAUCAUCUUGUAUGCCUGAAUCGAUUAUCUCUACUUCCAUCACUACCAAAGCACCAUCAUAUUUCUCAUCCAUGGGACAAUGUCUUCCCCCGCCACCUCCUCUUCCUCCCCUUCUACAACAACAUACAACUAAUCAACUAUCACGUGAUCCUCGACUAUCCUCAUCAAGAAGGUGA
Molecule: messenger RNA, 5322 nt
Organism: Schistosoma mattheei
Lineage: Eukaryota; Metazoa; Platyhelminthes; Trematoda; Strigeidida; Schistosomatidae
Source: the annotation of a GenBank genome assembly